Trichobilharzia szidati is the source of this 2589-nucleotide messenger RNA. NCBI's taxonomy places the organism in Eukaryota, Metazoa, Platyhelminthes, Trematoda, Strigeidida, Schistosomatidae. The record is from the annotation of a GenBank genome assembly.
AUGUCAAAAAUAAAGAUGCCUUACACACCUGUUUGCCACUAUUACCAGGCGGGUUGUUGCAGAAAUGGAGACAUUUGCACUUUUGUACAUCCAAAAGUUCGUUGUCGUACUUUCGCUGCCGAUGGGUGGUGCCCCUAUGGAUACAACUGUCAUUUUUGGCAUGAUCCAUCCGUCAAACCAACUAAUGUUAGCUUGUUGAAAAAACCAUGUCAGUUCUUUGCAAAUAACCAGUGCAAAUACGGAGAUAAGUGUAGUUUCUCUCACGAUGUUGAUAAUCAUCACGAUAAUGGAGUUACGUUAGAAGAAUAUCGGGCUGCGAAAAAAUUAGCAGGACUGUCUAUCGGUAGUCAGUUUUCAGAGUCCGAGGAUGUUGUUAUGCCAAAUAGUAAGCCAAAUGAAUAUAGCUCCGAAAGCAACAUUUCUGCAAUUUCAUCCCCAAUACUUAUUAAAUUGUCAAGUAUAAAAAGAACUUUACUAUCUAAUUGCACGAGUAAUGGGAAUAUGGUUAAUAAUGCUGCAUAUUCCUGCAUAAAACCUGGGUCUGCGAGAAUGCUUAGUCUCCAGAGUGCCUCAAAAGAGGAAGUUUAUUCGCUAAAUCAGUUUGAAAUUGAAUGGCUGAAGAAGCGUUUCCUUACAGAUAAGUUAUGUGAAGUGGAAUCGAAUAAGGACUGUCACAUAUUUUGCAUCAAGUUUUCUUCGAGUGAUCCAGACUGGGUUUAUGAUGUUCGUGAAAUUGUGUUGAAUAUAACCAUUCCAAAUAUGUAUCCAAAAGAACCAGUUCAGGUCAGAGUAUUAAUGCAAGGGCAUUUACCAACUGUUUUAGUUGAACAUUUGAAUAAAUCCAUCGAGUCAUGGAUCAGAUGUAAACAUGAAUAUUUCGAACGAAUGAAACGAAUAGAACCUUAUCUUCGACCUUUAUUUUUUUGGCUUGAUCGUAAUCUGGAAGAAAUGUUCACUGAAGGCUUACGUAAAUACAAAGCACUGUUGGAGAGCGGAGAAUUUGGUCAGAGCUUGAGUGCAGUGCCGACUGAAGAUAGUGAACAUAAUAUAUGCCAGCGCCAAUACACAGAAAAUCAGAAGUGUAAAAGUACUUCAUCGUUGGUCGAUGAUAAUCUCAUUGGUUUAAUACCACCUGUUGUAUCUGGCAAAUCAAUUAUAGAUGAUGAACAAAUAAACCGAAACCUGAUUAUUAACAAAAAGUCGCAAAUUAAAGAUAAUACGGAAUUUUUUGAAAACGAUAAAGUUAUACUUAAUGAAACUGGUAACUGCCUGUCAACUUAUUCAAAUUCAUAUGUAUUAAAAAAUGAAAGAAAUAAUCAUCUUAUCUGUGAUCAAGUCAAAAGCGAGAUUUCUUCAAAGACUUCAUCACUGGACGAUUAUAGUCACACACAUUUUAUUCAUCCUAUAGUUCCAGCAGAAGAAAACUUGAAUGAUGGUGAUGACGAGGGAAGCGAUGACACUUCAGUCGCUGAUAGUCAUUCAUCACACAAAGAUGAAGCUAAUUCACAAACUGAUGAGUUUGUAUUAAAAUCAACUGACAAUGAUGAAGGUGAUGCAGACCCUGAAAAUACUUACCCUUCAAUAAAUGAAAGCAAAAUGUUGUAUGCAAAUAUGUCCGAUUCUUCCAAAUUAACCACACCUGGUACGCAAAACCUAAUAAUGAGUGAUCUUAGACUAUUUGGUAAAGCAGGAACGUUUUUACAACGACGUCUGUCUGCUUCUCUACAUUGUACUCGUUGCAGGUUACCCUUCCAAUGGCUUUUUAGUUUCCACAGAGCACCGACUUCGAGUAACUUUAAUGGUCCUGAUAUGAUAAAUCGGUUUCUACGAUCACUUCCUCCCUAUUCAGCACACUGUGCACGCUGUCAGCAAAAAUUUAGUUUACUUUUCCAAGCGAAUUUAGCCCAUGCAUUUGAUAAAAAUGUUGGAACUUUACAUUUAGAUGGUUGCAUUGCUGAUGAUGUUCCACCGAAACAGUCUGAUGGCAUUAUAUAUUGUACUGAGUGUUUCAGUUCUAUACGAAUUGUUAGUCUUGGAUUCGAUCAUCCCCAUACGAGGCGUUGUUUUAAGUGUCAUUCCAUAGUUGGACUAGAAUUUAGCAAAUUUUGUUUGGAAUUAAUAAAACAACCAAGUGCGGGGAUUUCGAAAACAGGUGAACUUUCUGAGGACCAAAAAGCCUCUCGAAGACUGCGCCGUGCAUUGAAUUCGGCUCAGAACGCACUUAUUCAAGAUGGUUCACCCUUACCGGCCUACGGUACUUGCAAACAUUAUCGCAAAAGCUAUCGGUGGCUGAGGUUUCCGUGUUGUGGACGUCUUGAACCGUGUGAUGUUUGUCAUGACAACUCUGCCGUUGAUGGGCACGAAAUGGAACUGGCCACUCGUAUGAUCUGUGGUUUUUGUUCAAAAGAACAACGUUUUUCGGCUGUCAAACCGUGUAUAAGAUGCGGAAAAACAUUGUCAGGAUCUCGGUCAUCCCACUGGGAAGGAGGUAAAGGUUGUCGUAAUCGAGUAACAAUGUCACGAAAAGACUCCAAAAAAUAUUCCCAAGUUGAUAAAGUGCCGUCAAAAAAGAAAACCUCCAAGAGUUAA